AUGGCAGCACGCGGAAUGCUCAAAGCACAACGUGCUGGAAGCCAGAGUUUCGACGCUGCUCCUGCUUUCGAACAGCAGUUCGUCGACUCCUUCCAGUGUGCCCUUCCAGAUUUGGCUGCGCGAAAGAUCAAGAUGGCUGUCAACGCCGGGGCUUGCGACACGGAACUUCUAUAUCAACGUAUACAAAAUAUCGUCGAGGAAUCUGGAACAGACCUUCGAGUUGCCUGGAUCGAAGGAGACGAAGUUCUCGACGUGGUCCAGCAGUACGUUUCUGAGGGAGCGAAACUUCGAAACAUCACUACGGGCCAGUCUUUUCAGGAAUGGGAACACAGCCCGGUGUAUGCGCAGUGCUACCUAGGCUCACGAGGUAUAUCACAGGCUUUCAUGAAUGGGGCAGACAUCGUCCUCUGCGGUCGCGUGGCCGAUGCUGCCCCAACCAUGGGAGCUGCUGCAUAUUGGCAUGGGUGGUCUAGCGCGCAGUACCAGGAGCUCGCACAUGCUUUGAUCGCGGGUCAUCUGAUCGAGUGUUCUUACUACGUCACCGGCGGCAACUACACCGGCUUCAAGACGCUCCCUCAGGGCAAGAGUCCCUUGUUAAAUCUACCCAUUGCCCGCAUUCAGUAUGAUGGUACCUUUUUCAUCGAGUGCCACCACUCGAAGGAUAGGGGCGGCGAAGUAUCUAUCAACACGUGUAGAUCCCAACUGCUCUAUGAGCUGCAGGGCAAGCGAUACUACAACUCGGAUGUGGUAGCCAUCGUGGACCAGGUCAAGAUGGAGCAGGCCGGUCCUGAUAGUGUCUUUGUACACAACAUCGGCUUCGAAAAGCCCCCGCCAACGACAAAGGUCGGCUUGACUGCCCCCGGAGGCUACCAGGCGGAGGUACACUACUUCAUAGUGGGCCUCGACGCUGAAGAAAAAGCUGCUCUGUUGGAGAAACAGCUAAGAUUCUACCUCGAUGUCGAGUCCAUGACCAAGCUUGCUUUUACAGUCAGCGGGAGCUGCCAGUCCAACCCAGCAUCCCAAGACGCCGCGACUGUUGAUGUGAGGGUCUUUGCCCAAGCGCUUGACGCUGAUGCUCUGUCGCCGCACAACUUCCGCAACAAGUGCUGGAACAUCGUCAUGUCAACGUACCCCGGAGCCACCUUUGCCGUCGACGACCGCCAGGCAUUUCCGAAGCCUUACAAUGAGUACUUUGUCACUAUAAUGCCACAAGCCCUUAUCAGGCAUAGAGCUCAUCUUCCUUGGCGUGAGCGCGUGGUCGACAUUGAGCCACCAAUUGAUACAGUUCCUUAUGUGCAUCAGCAGGAGGUGCAACCUGUGACUGAGCCACAACCGCUGCUCUCCUUUGGGCCGAGCAUCAUGGCACCGCUAGGCUACAUCGUGCACGCCCGGUCGGGUGACAAAGGUUCAGAUUGUAAUAUCGGCUUCUUUGUCCGCCACGAGGAUGAGUAUGCCUGGCUGAGGUCCUUGCUCACCGUAGACCGAAUCAUAGAUAUUCUACAGAAUGAUUAUAAUGGAGGACGUGUCGAACGAUUCGAGCUGCCAAAUAUCCAAGCUGUUCACUUUCUGCUCAAAGAUCAUCUGGACCGAGGAGUGGCGGCAAGCUCGACUUAUGAUGUGCUGGGAAAGAAUGUGGCUGAGUAUCUAAGAGCAAAGCACGUGCCUAUCCCAAGAAAGUUUCUUGAUCGCGGAAGGAUUUAG
Messenger RNA from Fusarium mangiferae, 1701 nucleotides. RefSeq lists its product as uncharacterized. The record is from RefSeq and is a predicted model, not a curated record. The transcript has 2 exons. Lineage: Eukaryota; Fungi; Ascomycota; Sordariomycetes; Hypocreales; Nectriaceae. Bases 1 to 1701 code for a protein of 566 amino acids.